AAAUUGAGACACCCUCCAUCGAUGAAUCAUCUUCCAAGUCCCGGAAAAAGAUGUCCCACUAACUCAAAGCCUUUCAAGUCUCAAAACCCUACCUUUUGUUCAUCUCAUCAUCAAAAACUAAUCCUUACGUGUGGGACUUUCAGACAGAGUAGAGAGAGCAUGGCUAGCUGCAGCAUGGCAUCGGCUGCGUGUGGGUUCGUUGUAACACCUAAGGUCGCCGCCUCCAACACAGGCACAUCUCGUAGCAGUGUGUUAUCGUUUUCUGUCAAGAACAAUAAGAACUCAAGGCUGGUUGUGAGAUCGGCUGAGGAGGAGGCGCCACCAGCAGCCACCACCACUGCUCCACCCGCUGGAAAACCUGCUCCGGCUGCCAAACCACCUCCAAUUGGACCCAAGAGAGGAACUAAGGUUAAAAUUCUUAGGAAGGAGUCCUACUGGUACAAAGGCAUCGGGUCAGUUGUAGCUGUUGAUCAGGACCCAAAAAGUCGGUACCCAGUGGUGGUGCGGUUCAACAGGGUGAAUUAUGCAAAUGUAUCCACAAACAACUAUGCCUUGGACGAGAUCCAAGAAGUUUAAUGAAUCCCAUCCCCCAUUGUAAUUGCUGUCGAAGUUAAUCUCUAGCUAAAAAGCUUGUGUAUGAACGUGUGUGUAUCGUAUAUUCUUGGUGAUUCUCUCUUACUUUAAAUAGAUCCUCUUUGUGAAAUGUCCAUUCCAUGAAAAAAUUUAGAGAGUUUUAAAGAGGAUCUUUUAGUAAUAGUAUUUGACUUUGAAUCUGUGAUAGACAAAUCAAACAAAGCGCUCAAAGUUGAGGCACUUUGUUGCAUUCAUUUUAUAUAUAUUGAUAAUUUCUGCUAUUUACAUCCACCUUUCAUCAUUAUUUUUCUGGUAAAUUUCACACAGAGCAA
Ilex paraguariensis (yerba mate) is the source of this 905-nucleotide messenger RNA. Lineage: Eukaryota; Viridiplantae; Streptophyta; Magnoliopsida; Aquifoliales; Aquifoliaceae. The record is from the annotation of a GenBank genome assembly.